GCUCUUCACCUGCUUAGCAGACGAGGUUCACCAUUACCCGGAAGUUCUUCCUUGUAAGGAGGUGGGGGGGGUCUUUUCUCCCUUGAUGCAGCGAGUGUUCCCCCCUCUUUUCGCCGCUUCCAUGGGGGCUGAUUGAGAAGAGUCCAGAGAUGGAGAGCUGCAUCCUCCUUGGCACUAACCCACACCCUCUUAUCUUGGGUUGCUAUGGGAAUCUUAUGAUAAUCUGAGAGGAAGUAAGUCCUGGUAACAUUGCAGCUACUCAUGAUGUGCCUGAAGUGAAGAGGAAGGGAAACACUUAACAUAUCCGAGGGCUAAGGCUCUGCUGUGUCAUGGCUACGGACUCUGGUGAAUCAGCCAGCACAGAGGAAUCGGAGAAACCUGAUGGAGUUUCUUUGGAAUGUGGGGACUCCUCGGCUGAGGCCGCUUUGACCAUGGAGGCUAGGACCAAAGAGGGGGUCAACACACCUGCCCUUGGGGCAGUGACAGAGAGGAAGAGGUUUUUCCGGAAGAGCGUGGAGAUUAUGGAGGACGAAAAAGUCUUGGAGCCUGUUCCGAGGGAUGAUCAGGACCCGUUCACGGCGGACAGCCAGGGAGUAGGCCACUUGGCGGUUGGCACCCUAGCGGCAGGGCAGGAGACCAGAAACGAACAUGGCUUGAAGGUAAAUUUGGAGGCAUCCAAGGAAAGGACCAAGAAGGAAAUAGAGGAGGAAGCAGAGAUGAAGGCUGUGGCUACGUCCCCCGGUGGAAGAUUCUUGAAGUUUGACAUCGAACUGGGGAGAGGGGCCUUCAAAACCGUCUUCAAAGGUCUGGACACAGAAACCUGGGUGGAAGUUGCAUGGUGUGAACUGCAGGACAGGAAGCUGACCAAAGCAGAGCAGCAGAGGUUUAAAGAAGAAGCCGAGAUGCUCAAAGGGCUGCAGCAUCCUAACAUUGUCCGGUUUUAUGAUUCCUGGGAAUCAACGGUCAAAGGAAAGAAGUGUAUUGUAUUAGUAACGGAACUGAUGACGUCUGGGACUCUGAAGACAUACUUGAAGCGUUUCAAAGUCAUGAAGCCAAAAGUCUUAAGGAGUUGGUGCCGACAGAUUUUGAAAGGACUGCAGUUCCUACACACGAGGACCCCUCCUAUCAUCCACCGGGAUCUAAAAUGUGACAACAUCUUCAUCACAGGCCCCACUGGAUCGGUGAAGAUUGGUGACCUGGGACUGGCUACCUUAAUGCGCACAUCGUUUGCUAAGAGUGUCAUUGGGACACCUGAAUUCAUGGCUCCUGAGAUGUACGAAGAACAUUAUGAUGAGUCUGUAGAUGUCUAUGCUUUUGGAAUGUGUAUGCUGGAGAUGGCAACCUCAGAAUACCCUUACUCCGAGUGCCAGAAUGCAGCUCAGAUCUAUCGGAAAGUAACCAGUGGCAUUAAACCUGCCAGUUUUAACAAGGUAACUGACCCGGAGGUGAAAGAGAUCAUUGAAGGAUGCAUUCGGCAAAACAAGUCUGCUAGAUUGUCCAUCAAAGACCUCUUGAACCAUGCCUUCUUUGCCGAGGACACCGGACUCCGGGUGGAGCUGGCAGAAGAGGACGAUGGGCUGGAUGCCUCCUUGGCUUUGAGGCUGUGGGUAGAAGAUCCCAAGAAGCUGAAAGGAAAGCACAAAGACAACGAAGCGAUUGAGUUCAGUUUCAACUUGGAAACGGACGUCCCGGAGGAAGUAGCUUGUGAGAUGGUGAAGUCGGGAUUCUUCCACGAAAGUGAUUCCAAAGCCGUUGCUAAAUCCAUCAGAGAUCGCGUCACCCUGAUCAAGAAGAUCCGGGAGCGGAGGCAAAUGGGCUGCCUGGAGGAACGGAAAGAGUCUCAAAGCAAGCUGCCAGGUGGCCUGCCGUUACUCCAACCCCAGGGCUCCUCGUUCACCACUUCCUGUCAGCCGAGCAAGACUGAAUGCGAAGAAACGGAGGUCGAUCAGCACGUCCGCCAGCAGAUCCUUCAGCAAAUUCAGCAUAGCUCCUCCCUCAUAGCUGACAGCUCGUCUGAGAGAGGAGUGGGGUCUGUUAUACUGUCCGACGCCUCCAGCCAACAUAGCCUGGCUUUCUCCUCGGAACAGAUGACGGGCACUCAGCAAGCCUCCAACCUCUCGCAAGUCGAAAGCAGUGUUCAAGGACAAAUGUACACAUCUCAGCAAAUGACGGGGCAUUAUCCAUCAAUGCCGGGGGUGCAACAGCAGCCAACAAACGUGACCCACCCCAACGUUUUACCCCUGGUCCAGAAUCAGCCUUCGGCUCUCCCUACCCAAAGCUUGGCUCCGCCUGUGGCUUGCCCGUCACAGGUCUCCCCCGUCGCAGUUCAGCAGCUCGCACCACGAAUGCCUCCAGAUUCACAAGUAUCCUAUGGUAUGGAGGGACAGACUGUGGAUGGAUCUGUCAUGGGAGUCCCUCAGCAGAUCUUGACUGUAACCUCCCCUCCGAAUGUACCUGCUCCACAAAUAGCGAACCAGCAGAUGUCAGCUAACCAGCAGAUGGACUCAGCCACUCAAGUCGGUGGUCAAGCGUCAUCUGCUGCAGGAUCGGUGGAAUUGGAGCAUUCGUCCGCCAGUUUUGUGCCUGUCAAUCACUCUCCUGUGGUACAGGGGAAGUCCUCGGUUCAGUUAAUCAACAAUAUUCAAAGCUUAGCCCAGGGUCUCCCAAAUGCCUCGGCGGCACAGUCAGUUCCACAGGGAGUCACGUCCAUGCAACAGCCUCAGCAGGUUCUCCAGCAGGCAGCACCUGUGCAGCAGCCCCAGCAAGCACCUGAACAGAUGGCCUCCAUGCAACAGGGGGCUCAGCAGGUGAUUUCCACACAACAGCUCCCCCAGCAGGUGGCAUCCACCCAACCAGUUCCACAGCAAGUGACAUCCACGCAGCAGGUUCUCCAGCAGGUUCCUCAACAGCAGCUGUCCUCUGUGCAGCAGGCGCCCCAGCAUGUGUCCUCCAUGCAACAGCCCCUGCAAGUUCCACAGCAGGUGGUGCCCACACAGCUCCCUCAACACAUUCCCCAGCAAGUGCCAUCCUUACAGCAACCCCAGCAGGUGGCGUCUCUGCAGCAACCCCAACAAGUUUCUCAGCAGGUGGCAUCCCCGCAGCAACCCCAACAGAUUCCUCAGCAGAUGGCUUCCCUGCAGCAACCCCAACACGUUCCUCAGCAGAUGGCUUCCCUGCAGCAACCCCAACAGGUUCCUCAGCAGAUGGCAUCCCCGCAGCAACCCCAACAGGUUCCUCAACAAAUGGCAUCCCUGCAGCAACCCCAACAGGUUCCUCAGCAGGUGGCGUCCCUGCAGCAACCCCAGCAGAUGGCAUCCCCGCAGCAACCCCAACAGAUUCCUCAGCAGGUGGCAUCCCUGCAGCAACCCCAACAGAUUCCUCAGCAGGUGGCAUCCCUGCAGCAACCCCAACAGAUUCCUCAGCAGAUGGCAUCCCUGCAGCAACCCCAACAGAUUCCUCAACAGAUGGCAUCCCUGCAGCAACCCCAACAGGUUCCUCAGCAGAUGGCGUCCCUGCAGCAAUCCCAACAGGUUCCUCAGCAGGUGGCUUCCCUGCAGCAACCCCAACAGGUUCCUCAGCAGAUGGCGUCCCUGCAGCAAUCCCAACAGGUUCCUCAGCAGGUGGCUUCCCUGCAGCAACCCCAACAGGUUCCUCAGCAGAUGGCAUCCCUGCAGCAACCCCAACAGGUUCCUCAGCAGAUGGCGUCCCUGCAGCAAUCCCAACAGGUUCCUCAGCAGGUGGCUUCCCUGCAGCAACCCCAACAGGUUCCCCAGCAGAUGGCGUCCCUGCAGCAACCCCAGCAGGCUCCCCAGCAGAUGGCGUCCCUGCAGCAACCCCAGCAGGCUCCCCAGCAGAUGGCGUCCCUGCAGCAACCCCAGCAGGCUCCCCAGCAGAUGGCGUCCCUGCAGCAACCCCAGCAGGUGGCGUCCCUGCAGCAACCCCAGCAGGCUCCCCAGCAGAUGGCGUCCCUGCAGCAACCCCAGCAGGCUCCCCAGCAGAUGGCAUCCCUGCAGCAACCUCAGCAGGUUCCUCAGCAGAUGGCGUCCCUGCAGCAACCCCAGCAGGCUCCCCAGCAGAUGGCAUCCCUGCAGCAACCCCAGCAGGUUCCUCAGCAGAUGGCGUCCCUGCAGCAAUCCCAGCAGACAACGUCCCUGCAGCAGCCUCAGCAGAUGGCUUCCCUGCAGCAGAACCAGCAGGUGACAUCCCUGCAGCAACCGCAACAGAUGGCGUCUUUGCAGCAACAACAGGCUCCCCAACAGAUGAUGUCCUUGCAGCAACCACAACAAAUGGCACCUUUGCAGCAACAACAGGCUCCCCAGCAGAUGAUGUCCCUGCAGCAACCCCAACAGGUUCCCCAGCAGGUGGCAUCCCUCCAACAACCACAACAGAUGGCACCUUUGCAGCAACAACAGACUCCCCAGCAAAUGACGUCCCUGCAGCAACCACAAGUUCCUCAGCAGAUGAUGUCCCUGCAGCAACCACAACAGAUGGCGUCUUUGCAGCAACAGCAAGUUCCCCAGCAGAUGAUAUCCUUGCAGCAGCCCCAGCAGGUGACGUCGCUGCAGCAACCCCAACAGGGGGCGUGUUUGCAGCAACCCCAGUUGGUGGCGUCUCUUCAGCAACCCCAAAACGUUCCCCAGCAGGUGGCAUCUUUGCAGCAACCUCAACAGAUUCCCCAGCAGAUGGCAUCCCUACAACAGUCCCAACAGCUGCCAUCUUUGCAGCAACCCCAACAUUUUCCCCAGCAGGUGGCAUCUUUCCAGCAACCCCAACAGGUGACAUCUUUGCAGCAACCCCAGCAGGUGACGUCUCUGCAGCAACCCCAACAGGUUGCUCAGCAGGUGACAUCCCUGCAGCAACCCCAACAGGUGACAUCUUUGCAGCAACCCCAGCAUGUUCCCCAGCAGGUGGUGUCCCUGCAGCAACCCCAACAGGUGACAUCUUCGCAGCAACCCCAACAGGUUCCCCAGCAGGUGACGUCUCUGCAGCAAAACCAGCCAGUUCCCCAGCAGGCGGCAUCUUUGCAGCAACCUCAACAAAUUCUCCAGCAGGUGGCAUCAAUUCAGCAGCUGCCUCAGGUGGCAGUCAUGCAGCAGUCUUCACAAGUCGCUCAGCAGGUUAGUUCCUUGCAGCAGGACUCCCAGCAGAUGGUCUCUGUUCAGCCUCCCCAGCAGGCAGCAUCUGUGCAUCAGAUCUCCACCAUGCCGCCUUCUCAGCAGACGGGACUGAUGCAGCCAAGCCAGCCAUAUCAAGGGAUGCCCGUCGAUUCUUUGGCCUCUCUGGCCCAGCAAGAGCAGCAGGCUGUUCCCGUUCACCAGUCGGCAGAUCAGCAUCCUUGUGCAGCGCAACAGAUGUUGUACCAUCUUCCUCUGCAGCCACAGAAACAGGAGCAGUUUGUCCUCCAUGCCAGUUCCACGGAGCAGUUGCCCCCUUCCGUUCAGCAGGAUGCAGAAAGACAGCAGGCAGAGCUCUCGGGUUCAGCUUCGGAACAGGUGGCUUAUCCGGUGCAGAACCAGUACCAGCUGCAAGGCCACGAGCAGCUGAGGUAUCAAAUGCAGCCCCCGCAUCAGCUCCAGCCUUCAGAGCAGCCAAAGCACCAAGCACAGCCAAAUAACCAGCUGCAGGCUCCUGAGCAUGUAGCGUGUCAGAUGCAUGUCGCUUACACGAUGCAGGGUCCAGAGCAGCCUCCCUGCCCUGAACAGUUAGUUUAUGCGGUUUCGGGGGCCUAUCCGGGGCAGCCCUUGGAUCAGCCAACAUAUCCAAUGCAGCCUUUCUACCCCGGGCAGGCAGCUUAUGUUACUCAGCCAACACCCUAUCUUUCUCAGCCUCCAGAGAUCCAGCAGCCUCACUUAGCCAGCCAGGUGACAGAGCAGCUGAAUUUUGCCAUGCGCUCCCCCAAGCAGACAGCAUACAGGAUGCAGGACGGCAGCACCGGCAGCACGGAACAACAGAUCUGCUUGGCACAACCCACGGAAGUCCAUGUUUAUCCUGCGGAGCAGCAGCAGUCGGAGCUGUCAGCGUAUCUGGUCCAGCAAGAUCUUGGCAGAGGAGGGAACCAACAGCUGCAGCCUCCUCCUAGGCUUGCAGAAGGGCAACAGCCAGGAUUACAAAUCCCCUUACCCACGUCUCAGUCGCCUUUUGUGCCACACCUCCAGCCCCAAGCUCAGUACCAGGAGUUUAGCCAGCAUCCUGCCCCUCAGCUGCAGGCUUCGGGCUCAGCUCAGUCACUCCCAGCCACUGUCCCGCAAUCUGCCCUGAACCUGCUGCAGACCCUGUCGCCCGUACCUGAGCAGCCAGAGCAAGCUUACACAGCGCAGCAGCCCCCUGAACUGUCAGGAUUCUUGCACAGCACUCAUGUCCUCCAGCAGCCUCAAGCAUUUCAGUCUGUUGACAAUAACGAGCCGUUCCCGCCCCAGUCCGUGCAGCCAGCGCAUGUCCCUCACCAGCCCGUUUGUCAGAUGCCCAUGUUGUCAGCAGAGUUGAUGGCCCAGCAGCAGGCAUCUGCUAAUAGUUCUCUGGCGGCAGCCUCGAACCUGCAAACGCUACUCAGUGCAACGACUCAGCCACAAGUUCAAGGACAAAAUGUCCCACAGGUCUCCAUCUCAGCACCGGAACAACAAACAGCCGUUCAAAAACAAGAUUCUGUUCAAGGCCCAGUUCCUGAUGCAGCCCCACUGAAGGACAGCGCCAACGGGAACGACCUUCCUAGCGGAAAUGGCAAGGACAAGAGCAAGCAGAGGAGGGCGUCCUGUGCCCGAGCAGAGAAGGGAACCAAAUUCCAGCUCACUGUGCUUCAGGUGUCAACAUCAGGGGACAACACCGUGGAAUGCCAGCUAGAGACUCACAACAACAAGAUGGUGACGUUUAAAUUUGAUGUUGACGGAGAUGCUCCAGAAGACAUUGCUGAUUACAUGGUCGAAGAUAACUUUGUACUGGAAAGCGAGAAAGAGAAAUUUGUGGAGGAACUGAAGGCCAUCGUGUGCCAGGCCCAGGACAUCAUUCGUAGCCUUCCUGCCGAAGAGAGAACUUCUGGCGCGGAUGCCACUUCUUCAGAUCCGGCUUGUGCCCAGACAGGAUCUUCUGAACAAGUUCAGAUAAACCCAGCAUCUACUCAAACGGGCAGCGAGUCUGCUCCCCAGUCAUCUCCUGUUGGACGCUGGAGGUUUUGCAUCAAUCAGACAAUAAGGAACAGAGAAUCCCAGGUGCCUUGCACUCUUGUCCAGUCAACGACAGUUGUCUCGGGGUGUAAGACGACAAGCGAAUCUGUGAUGGGUCAAAAAGAAGACUCACCGAAGGAGAACACAAAUGAAGAUGGCCCCCAAGAUUGUCCACAGGCUGUGGAAAAUGCUAGAAGCCAGCCUAGGCUCACCCCUUCUUCCAGCUCAAGCGAGCCAACGAGCGACAGUGCGGCAGGUGAACCUCAGACACUGGAAACCGAGCAGUCGGUUCUUUCUCGUCACACCGAAGAUGGCCCAGAGGACUCACUUCCUGCCAUUGGCGGUGACAACAACGAGGGUAUCGUUCCUGAGCCUACUCCCAGUCUACCAUCUUUGGGGGCAGAGACCCAAGCUAACGACAUUCACUUGUCUUCGCAUGUGCCGCAACCAGCGUCUGACACUGCUGAGCCAAAUCUGUCCACCUCCACACCGACCCCCAGUCACGUCCCGGCCACCGAGGAAGAAGAUAACUCAGCAAAUGCUGAGCAGCCCGGUUCUUUGGCUCAGACCCCAGUCCAGGAAGGUGCUUCCCUCCCCUCCACUCUAGAAUCAGACAGCGAGGGUCCCCCUAAGAUGGACUUCGCCGAUAACAACAUCAAAACCCUGGACGAGAAGCUGCGGACGCUUCUGUACCAGGAGCACAGCUUGUCGGGCACCUCCCCUGAGAGCCAGAAAGACAUGCAGAGUGCGGUGGAGUCUCCCUUCUCUUCCUCCGCCGAAGAUACUCUUCCCUGCCUGGUGCUCGAAGGCCAGGACCCUCUCUCUCCUGGAGAGGCCCAGCAAAGCCCCAUCAAGCUUCCAGACCCCCAGGGGACCCUCAGCCCACCUGCAAGUCAUCCUGAGGGUUUGCCUCUGCUGAGGAAGGGGCAUGGAGUUGUCACUUCCGCUCCCAGCGAUCUCUGCAUGCACGAGAUGUCCCCGGAGACUUCACUUCCUGAGAACCCCGUGGCCUGUCCCACUUCAGCAUCGAGCAUUGGAGCUGUGCACCUGCAUGCAGGAGGUGGAUAUUUUGGCCUAAGCUUUACUUGCCCUAGUCUCAAAAACCCCAUUAGCAAGAAAACCUGGACUCGCAAAUUAAAAAGCUGGGCAUGCAGGCUACGGCAGACCAGCUUUUUCAAGAGAGCAAAAGUCCGGCAAGAAUUCACAACAGAGGAGAUGUCAAGUGAAGACUGGUUUUCUCCUCCUGAGCAAGCAACUGUGGAGAAUGAAGCAACUGGUCAAUCUAAACCUCUGACUGGGACGUUUCAGCGAGGUCGAUUUCAGGUCAUGACGGUGCCCCAGCAGGUAGCUUCUGGCGGCUCAGAAACUGACCCUCCUCCCUCAGAACCUGGGGCAGGAGAAAUCGCUCCCACAGAGGGAGAAAUGGCCACGGGGAAAACAGACGCCUCAUCCACCACCCCCGAGCAGCGGGAGCCAGAGGAGACCACAGCCACUGGCAGCAGCGGGCAGUCUUGCUCUGAGCCGUGGACCAAAGGAGGUUUUGUGCGGAAGCAGCUGAGCUCUGACAGCGAACUGUCUGCCCCCAUGGGCGGUGGCCUAGAGGGCUGGGAACGAAGCCAGCGAUCGCAAGAUGAGCGGGGCAGCACCCACGGCAAGAGGCGCAGCUCCCUCUUUUAUUCCCCGUCAUCCCCAAUGAGCAGUGACGAUGAGUCUGAGAUUGAAGACGAAGAUCUGAAGGUGGAGCUGCAGCGCUUGCGGGAGAAGCAUAUUCAGGAAGUGGUGACCCUUCAGGCUCAGCAGAACAGGGAGUUGCAGGAAUUGUAUGAGCGGCUCCGGUCCAUCAAAGAUAGCAGGUCAGAAUCGUCCGAAGUCUCCCUGCAACUGUCUUCUCCACGCCGGCCCAAAUCGUUCAAAAGCAAGCUGCGCAGCAGGCCCCAGUCCCUCUCACAUGCUGACAAUGGCAUUGUGGCUGCUGAAUGUUGCUGUGCCACCACUGCUGCCUCUGUGAUAGACUAUCAGCUGAGCAUUCAGGCCCACCUGCUGCACCAGAGCUGUUCCCAGGCAGAGCCUAGCCAAGAUCCCCUCUGCAUCGUCAGCAGCACCGCAUCUUGCCAGCAGGCUACAGCCAGUAAGAAAGGGAUGUUCACGGACGACCUGCACAAGUUGGUGGAUGACUGGACAAAAGAAAAGGUGGGGAACUCCCUGAUCAAGCCGAGCCUCAACCAGAUCAAACAGAACAAGCACCGGCUGGACGCUGAUAGCUGGAGCAAAGUGUACGAGACAACGUCGUCCACGGUGGGCUACACGUCGACGUGGAUUUCUUCGCUUUCCCAGAUCCGUGGGACCGUCCCGACCGCUUUGCCCCAAGGACUCCCCCUGUCGCCCUUCCCCGGCACGCUGACAUCCUACGGAGUACCCCACGUAUGCCAGUACAACGCCAUGGCGGGGACAGCUUACCCGGUGCAAUGGGUGGGCAUUUCCGGCACAGCCCAGCAGUCCGUUGUCGUCCCCGCUCAACCCUUGGGACCGUUUCAGCCGGGGAUAAGCAUGCCAGCGUUCCCAGCGUCACCUGUGCAAAACCCAGCUCCCAUCCCCCCGGGUCCUAAAUGAAGGCGGAUGGUUAACGGAGGAUAGAUAUGGGGACUGUGCCUAUAACUCAUGAUUCCAUUCCUCUGCCUUGCAUUCUGUGGCCUGGAUUUUUUCGGUGGGGAGGGUGCCUUCCCCAGUGCAGUGACACGGGAGCAGUGGGGGAGACUGCCUUUGCAUUCUCCUCUUUGAAAUACUUGAUUUAGUUUUCUUGGGGAGAGGGGGGGGGAUUUUUUUUAAGUACUUGAGAGAGCUUUGGCCUGUGUGUCUCAUCGUUCUUGAGAUGGACAGCAUGCCCAUCUGCUGCUUAUGAACGAGCCUU
This is a messenger RNA of Heteronotia binoei (common prickly gecko), 10065 nucleotides long. RefSeq names its product WNK lysine deficient protein kinase 3 (gene WNK3). Gene Ontology annotation, cellular component: cytosol; cytoplasm. The record is from RefSeq and is a predicted model, not a curated record. Gene Ontology annotation, biological process: monoatomic ion homeostasis; negative regulation of sodium ion transport; positive regulation of sodium ion transmembrane transporter activity. The transcript is spliced from 25 exons. Lineage: Eukaryota; Metazoa; Chordata; Lepidosauria; Squamata; Gekkonidae. The coding region runs from base 330 to 9767 and encodes 3145 amino acids. Gene Ontology annotation, molecular function: chloride channel inhibitor activity; ATP binding; protein serine/threonine kinase activity.